GUUACGCGAAAGUUUCUGAUGAAAAAAGUCUGACGAUUAACGCAAGUUUCAUUAGUGUGAACAUUCGAUUGAAUUGGCUCGAAUAUCAAUAAAUAUUAAGCUUGGUGCGUUUUGAUACAUUGGAUAACUGGUGGAAGUGUUUGAAGUCUCCUUGCGCAUGGUAAUUACAUGUUAUUAGUAGUGAUAAGCGAGAGAUAAGGCAAUCAUCCCAAGUCGUGUACAACUUCCGCGUGCUAAAUCAGAUUCAAGACAAAAAUGACUAAGUUUAAAGCUCUGGUGCCCCAAAUCGGCUUCCUGGGACAGAUGAUUCGUGUACCCAAUGUACCAGCGAUGACCACGAUAAGUCGGCGACUCGUACAUAAACAGCAGGAAAGUGAUGAAUCGCACUGUAUUGAGAAACGUGAGGUUCAGGAAGUUCGGAUUCCGGUGCCAUACGGUGAAAUUGCAGGCAAGUGGUGGGGUCCAAAGGACGUACGUCCCAUUGUUUCACUGCAUGGUUGGCAAGAUAAUGCAGGAACUUUCGAUAGACUAAUCCCGCUUCUACCCCACCAUAUGAGCUUUUUAGCAUUGGAUUUCCCAGGGCACGGUUUAUCGUCGAGAAUUCCAGACGGCAUGACCUACCAUACGCUUGAUAGCGUUUACCUGAUGAAGUUAAUAAUGAAGGAAUAUCAGUGGAAGAAAAUUUCCUUUAUGGCACACUCAAUGGGAUCUAUUGUCAGUUUCAUUUUCUCCUCGAUCUUUCCGGACAAGGUAGACUUCAACAUUGGUCUCGAUGCCCUCAAACCGCACAUAUCGGAUCCGGCCAAAUUAGGUUCACGCUUGGAAAAACGAAUACCUCAAAUGUUGGUUGCCGACUUUCGUAACCGCGCGAAAACGGAACCACCUAGCUACACUUAUGAGGAUCUAGUUAAUCGCCUUUACAUAGGAACGACUAAAUCUGUUACUAAAGAGGCUGCACCGUACCUGUUAAAUCGUAACAUACAAAAGUCAAGUAUGCAUCCAGACAAAUAUUACUUCACGCGCGAUAGUAGACUCAAAUACAGCGUUGGUGUAGGCUGGGGUCAGGACGUGAAUCUGGAGCUGGCCAAAAGGAUGACGAUGCCGUAUCUGUUCCUGAAAGCAUUGAAGUCCAGCUACUACGAAGAUAAGAAAUAUUUUGACGAAUUUGUGGAACUUGUGAAGAAGACGAAUCCCCUAUUCGAGCUGGAGUUUGUGGACAGCACUCAUCACAUGCACUUGACCGAGCCGGAGAAGUUGGCACCGAUAAUUUCGAAUUUUUUGUGCAAACAUUGGAAGAGAGAUGUCGAUGGUAGGAAGGAACACGAUAAUUAAAUUUUGUUGAGUUAAAAUUGUACC
Ochlerotatus camptorhynchus is the source of this 1356-nucleotide messenger RNA. RefSeq names its product probable serine hydrolase. Bases 256 to 1332 code for a protein of 358 amino acids. Gene Ontology annotation, molecular function: hydrolase activity. Lineage: Eukaryota; Metazoa; Arthropoda; Insecta; Diptera; Culicidae. The transcript is spliced from 3 exons. The record is from RefSeq and is a predicted model, not a curated record.